Cannabis sativa is the source of this 2450-nucleotide messenger RNA. Its product is annotated as IQ domain-containing protein IQM1. Bases 405 to 2030 code for a protein of 541 amino acids. Lineage: Eukaryota; Viridiplantae; Streptophyta; Magnoliopsida; Rosales; Cannabaceae. The transcript is spliced from 9 exons. The record is from RefSeq and is a predicted model, not a curated record.
ACAUAGGGUUCAUAAGAGCAAACCUUGUUCACAACUCCAAAUUAAGUUAAUUCAAAGUCUAUCUUUGAAUACAUCAAAUCAAACUCGUGGCUUUGAAUCGUGAAAGGAAAGUAAAAUCAAGAGUUGAACCCUCUAAUCACUUCACAACCAACAAGUACCUGACUUGAUUUUCUAUAAGAGAAUUCAACGACUUCCCUUUUUUCCAAUUUUAACACGUAUCGAAAAAUUCAGCAAAGGACACAUACUUUGUUCUGUAUAUAUAAGUAAGAGGAAACCAGGUGGACUAAUCAUCCUAUAUUUAAUCCUUAUAAAAAAAAGACAACCAUGUUUUGAAAGAGAAAAGCAACAAAAUUGAAGAUACCCUUUUGUUGAAACAAAGUUCUCUUGGUGGGUUUGUUUAGUCUAUGGGGUUAUCCCUCUCCAUACUUGUUUCAGCCUGGAAAGAAAUUGUAGAGCGUAGCCAAAACUCUGGUUUUUUACAACACACAAGCUGUUUUUCUCCCAAAGGUGUUGCUUUCAAAUACAGUAGAACACAGAGCUUUAAGAGAACAGAAUCAGAAACCAUGACAGUAAUCCCAAAUGGUUCUAACGAUACCAAAAGUGACAGGUCCAAUCGUUUGCAGCAUUACAAACCGGAGAAAGUUAUUCUUGAGAGUAAUCUUUCAUUCAAGAGCCUUGUUCAAGACCCAAUAGAGAGUUUGACUUUUAAGAAAAAAAACCAAAUAAAUAAACACAAACCAAUCCCCACACUUUCUCUGCCUGAACCAGCUAUUAUGUUCUCACCUAGACCGGUCAGUGAGCUUGAUGCUGCUGCUGUUAAGCUUCAAAAAGUGUACAAAAGUUACCGAACUCGAAGAAACCUUGCCGAUUGUGCUGUUGUCGUUGAAGAACUUUGGUGGAAAGCAUUAGACUUUGCAUCUCUCAAGAGAAGUUCUGUGUCGUUUUUCAAUGGUGAGAAGCAGGAAACUGUAGCUCAAAGAUGGGCAAGGGCUAGGACCAGAGCAGCAAAGGUGGGAAAAGGUUUGUCCAAGGAUGAUAAGGCACAAAAGUUGGCCCUACAACAUUGGCUUGAAGCUAUUGAUCCACGCCAUCGGUACGGACACAAUUUGCACGUGUAUUAUGAUAUUUGGUUUGAAAGCGAGAGUGCUCAACCCUUCUUCUUUUGGUUGGAUAUUGGAGAUGGCAAAGAGAUAAACCUUGAGAAAAUCCCAAGAAGUGUUCUCCAGCGCCAAUGCAUUACAUAUCUUGGACCCAAAGAAAGAGAAGGAUACGAAGUAAAAGUAGAAUAUGGGAAACUUAUAUAUAGACAAAGUGGGAGCCCAGUGAAUACGGUGGAGGGUUCCAAAUGGAUUUUUGUGCUAAGCACAACAAGGUCUCUUUAUGUUGGUCAGAAGAAAAAAGGCUCAUUUCAACACUCGAGCUUUCUAUCCGGGGGUGCCACCACAGCCGCUGGAAGAUUAGUAGCCCAUGAUGGUGUUCUUGAGGCUAUUUGGCCAUACAGUGGACAUUAUCAUCCAACAGAGGAGAACUUCAAAGAGUUCAUCAACUUCCUUGAAGAGAAUCAUGUGGAUCUCUCAAAUGUCAAGAGGUGUGCCAUUGAUGAUGACUAUCCUUCAUCCAUUGGUCCCAACGUGUUACAAAAAUCAGGCUCGACAACUCCAAAGAAAUCGGACGGUGUUAAGAUGGCUGAUGUGGCUAAGGAGAAUACAAUCACAGCCGUCAAAAAAGAGGAGAAAAAGAAGGUCGAGUGUGAUAAAGCUAAGCCACCAUUGUUUGAUUUGGGCCAGCGUCUUUCUUGUAAAUGGAGUACUGGAACUGGGCCCAGAAUUGGGUGUGUCCGGGACUACCCAACAGAGCUUCAAUCAAGAGCCCUCGAACAAGUCAACCUAUCACCUCGAGUGGCUCCUGGACAAUGUUUCAGUUACGGCCCAAUUCCAUCUCCAAGGCCAAGCCCAAAAGUUCGUCUCUCUCCAAGGCUUGCGUAUAUGGGCCUCCCUAGUCCAAGAACCCCAAUCACUACCAUUAACUAAGUCAUAUUGACUCAAGGCUUUGUUCGUCACUAUAUGGCCCAAUAAUGAAUCUUCUCAACCUUCUUCAAAAAUCAAAAUAAAUGGGAGGGUAGGAGCUAACCUUUUUUUUUUCUUCCCAUUUUUUUCAUUCUUUAAAAAUUGUUUCUAAUAUUCCAGCCAUUUUUUUUUUCAAUUGUACCAGCCUAAUAGAUAGGUCUCUCUAUUUAUUUCCUUUUUUACACCCUUUUUCCGCUCAUAUUUUUUUGGGCUGGGAAUAUUUAUUUGUUUGUCUUGUAAAAGUAAAGUAUAUGUGACAUUCGUAAACAACGAAUUAACUUAGAAUAAUUAUACGGGGUUAAGUUUGUAAACAUAAUAUAGUAUACAUUGAAUUAUUUGAGGGAAGAAAUAAGAGAAUUUAUAGUAAAUUUAUUGUUUUAAUGA